Labeo rohita (rohu) is the source of this 2559-nucleotide messenger RNA. RefSeq names its product fizzy-related protein homolog. NCBI's taxonomy places the organism in Eukaryota, Metazoa, Chordata, Actinopteri, Cypriniformes, Cyprinidae. Gene Ontology annotation, molecular function: anaphase-promoting complex binding; protein binding; ubiquitin ligase activator activity. Bases 201 to 1691 code for a protein of 496 amino acids. Gene Ontology annotation, cellular component: anaphase-promoting complex. The record is from RefSeq and is a predicted model, not a curated record. The transcript is spliced from 14 exons. Gene Ontology annotation, biological process: positive regulation of anaphase-promoting complex-dependent catabolic process; positive regulation of ubiquitin protein ligase activity; anaphase-promoting complex-dependent catabolic process.
UCCGCCUCCCGUGUCCAUGACAACAGAAUCGCAUCUUGCGAAUGAAAACAAUGACGUCAGCAGCGUCACGUUACCCGUGAUGCCUCGCGGUGGAAGGACAACAAGCAGCUCGCGCAAACAGUCGCGCACAACCGGCUCGUUUUGAAGAAUUAAAGCCAUAAAUCCGGAACACACUACGACUGCUCCGGUCUCAUUCGGUCAUGGACCAGGACUACGAGAGCCGGCUUUUACGACAGAUCAACAUCCAGAAUGACAACUCGGGCAGUCCCGUCAGAGUCACAGAGGUCAUGCGUUCCUUGACGCCCACAAACUCGCCCCUGUCGUCGCCCAGCAAACACGGAGACAGAUUCAUCCCGUCCCGCGCCGGGGCCAACUGGAGCGUCAACUUCCACCGCAUCAACGAGAAUGAGAAGUCGCAGAAUCAGAACAGGAAGACCAAAGACGGCACGUCAGACAACAGCAAAGCUGACGGUCUGGCGUACUCUGCGCUGCUGAAGAACGAGCUGUUGGGCGCAGGAAUAGAGAAGGUGCAGGAUCCACAGACCGAAGACCGCCGACUGCAGCCGUCCACACCUGAGAAGAGGAGACUCUUUAGUUAUUCUCUGAGUGCCAAACGUUCCCUCCCUGAUGACGGUAACAGCGUGUCGCCGUACUCCCUGUCGCCCGUCAGCAGUAACAGUCAGAAGUUGUUGCGUUCUCCGCGCAAACCGACGCGGAAGAUCUCCAAGAUCCCGUUUAAAGUGCUGGACGCUCCGGAGCUGCAGGACGACUUCUAUCUGAACCUGGUGGACUGGUCCUCAUUGAACGUGCUGAGCGUCGGCCUCGGCACCUGCGUCUACCUGUGGAGCGCCUGCACCAGCCAGGUGACGCGGUUGUGCGAUCUGUCGGUGGAAGGAGACUCGGUCACGUCUGUGGGCUGGUCAGAGCGCGGGAAUCUGGUGGCGGUGGGCACUCAUAAAGGCCUGGUGCAGAUCUGGGACGCGGCGGCGGGGAAGAAGCUGUCCGUGUUGGAGGGUCACACGGCUCGCGUGGGUGCGCUGGCGUGGAACGUGGAUCAGCUGUCGUCGGGCAGCAGGGACCGUCUGAUCCUGCAGCGGGACAUCAGAGCGCCGCCGCUGCAGUCCGAGCGCCGCCUGCAGGGUCACAGACAGGAAGUGUGCGGACUGAAGUGGAGCACCGACCACCAGCUGCUGGCCUCCGGAGGAAACGACAACAAGUUGUUGGUGUGGAAUCACUCCAGCGUUCUCCCCAUGCAGCAGUACACGGAGCAUCUGGCCGCGGUCAAAGCCAUCGCGUGGUCUCCUCAUCAGCACGGGCUGUUGGCGUCCGGCGGCGGGACGGCCGACCGCUGCAUCCGCUUCUGGAACACGCUGACGGGUCAACCGCUGCAGUGCACCGACACCGGAUCGCAGGUCUGCAACCUGGCCUGGUCCAAACACACCAACGAACUGGUCAGCACUCACGGAUAUUCUCAGAAUCAGAUCCUGGUGUGGAAAUAUCCGUCUCUCACUCAGGUUGCUAAGCUAACAGGUCAUUCCUACAGAGUCCUUUACCUGGCCAUGUCACCAGACGGAGAAGCCAUCGUCACUGGAGCCGGAGACGAGACGCUGCGAUUCUGGAACGUUUUUAGCAAAAUGAGAUCAACGAAGGAAUCCGUAUCAGUUCUGAACCUCUUCACACGGAUCCGAUAAUAACGGCGAUCCUAGAAAUCAAUAAACUGAUCAUCAGUCACACGACCUCCCCAUUUUCUCUGGUGCUGUUUGACAAAAGGAAGUGAUGGAGGUGGAAAAGGAAGUGUGGUGUUUGAAGACUGCCAUUACUGCCAAAUAACUGCGUGUGUCAUUCGAGAUUGUUUGACGUCACCGCUGUGCUUUCUCAUUUUACAGAUUAUUAUUAUUAUUGUUGUUGUUCUACAGAUGAUUAUGAUGAUUUGUUUGCUGUACGUCUCCGUUCUGUCUGUCUGCCUUAUGUAGAACAUCAUUGAAGCCUUAUGUUGUUAUUAUGGAGAGACGCUUUUGUUUCUUUUAAGGGAAAAACAACUUUUUAGAGCCUUUUUACAAUCAGAAAUUUAAAAGAAAAAUCAUUUUACAUUACAUCUCAGUUUCAGAGUCGCUAAUCGAGUGUCUGAAACGAUUGCGUUCGAUUCGUUUGACUCCGUUCAGAUUACGGACUCGUUCAGAUGAUCGUGUGACUUUAAAGAUUCCUGUUGUUUCUCCAGAAUCAGACGCGAUUCACGUCUUCAGAUGAGAAACGCUGAGUUUUAUUUGAGUUCAGGUGAUUGUUUUCUCCAAGUGUUUACAUGUUUUUCAAGCUUCCUGAAUCAGGUUGAGUUUUUAUUGUUUUUACUGCGGCGUGAAUGACGGGCUGCUUGUUGUCGGUGGAGUGUUUGUUAUUUAUUGGUUUGGAGUCGAUGUGUGUUGAAUGACGAGUGUUUGGUGCCACGAACGGCUGAAUCAGUAAAACGGCCUCAAAGAACGAAACUACUAAACAAAAGAACGUAGCAGUUAAAAAUAUAUUGAUUUCAUACAGUGGAAAUGAAUAAAAAACAUGUUCCUCUCA